CUUCAUCUUCCUCGAAGAGCACAACUAGUACUUUCAUCGCUGAAACCCCUGCCUCACAAAUCCCUCAUACCACCACUUUGUCCACCGCCAUGGCCAACUAUCCAGUUGAUCCUACGCCGCACCUCCCGCCUAGCACCACCGUUGUGGCGCCUGGUCCUCAUCGUCCUCAACGCGGCUACGUGGUUCUCGGCACCUCCGCUCCUUUCAUCUGCGAUGAAUGGGCCAUUGCUACCCUCACUCCGGCUGGUGAGAACGAAGAUUAUGGAGAUGCUUUGGAGGUCAUCCGCAACUUCCUGGCAGAUCGACAUCUCCUGGGCCGCACUUCAUUGAUGAUAUGGUUUUAAGAUUCGUACCAUAAAAUAGGGGUAUCAACCAUAGAGAGGCUGUGUUUACUCAUGAUGUUUGGAUUAUGCUCAUGAACUAUCCAUUAGAGUGCUGGGAUAUUGAGGCAGUCUCUGAUGCAUUUGUGCCAUAUGGUCGUUUCCUGGUUUGGAAUAAAGAGAUAUCAAACAGAGCUAGAAUUAUUGUGAAGAUUAGAGUUUAUGAUGUCCAGGCUUUACCUCUUAGUCUUGUCAUUCUCAACAACACCAAUGAUAUUGGCAAUGGUGAUUCAUGGACAUGUCCUCUUUUCGUGCUGUCUUAUAACAUAUUGGGUACCCUCCCGGCUGAUGAGGACCCCCUGCCACCAAAUGGUGAAACUCCACAUCCUAUGCCUGUCCACUUCCAUGAUGUUUGGUCUGAACCUGGUCAUGUUCAACCUCAGCCCCCUUUUGUUGCACAAGUCUUUGCUGUCGAGGAUGAUAUAAUCCAUAUGAAUGUUCAGGAUGGUGAUGAUGAAGCUUUUGAACCUGUUCAUACUGUUAAUCUGCAACACAACAACCCCCAUGAUGUAGCUGUUCAACAACUGGAUGAUGAGCCUCCUCUUGAACUACAACCUGGUGCUAUUCCUGUGGAACCAGUUGUUGCCUUGCAGAAUAUGGAGGCUGAAAUUAUGAGUAAUGCCAAUGACAUCCUUCCUAAGCUACUUGGUGCUGAUAUCCUUGGGGCAAACUGCAAAGUUGUUGAUGAACAGAGUGGUACUAAAAAGAAAUGUUUUUUCAGAUCCAAACAGCUGCUGAAUAUCAGCCCCCUCCCUGCAGUGUGGUGAUUACUGAACUUUCUAAAUCUGUUGAGAAUGUUCCUGGCACCUGUACCUAAGAGACAGAAGGGUGCCAGGGUUGUUACUGAAGUCAGAAGAAGCAAGCGGAUUGCUGGUCUUACAGCAGGUUACAAAAGUCCUAAUCAUGCCAAGGCUGCCUCUGCUCAUUCCCCUGCUGCUAUGAACAAGAUCAAGAAGAAUCUAUCUAACAACUUCAAAGCUAUUGUCAUCCAGCCUGAUGCUGCUCCCCCACCAGCUCUUCCCAUUGAUACCAUCCAGGCCCUAGGUGUGGAGGUUUGCCAGAUGCCACCAGAGGCGGUGUCCAAGGAAGCCCUGCUCUAUGACAGUUCUGAUGAGUACUAAACAGAAGACAGUACUGGGCAAUACUAUAAACUGCCUAGUUAUCAUUUGUUUUAGUGUGUGUUUGUGGCUUAUUUUUGUGUCA
Molecule: messenger RNA, 1583 nt
Organism: Brachypodium distachyon (stiff brome)
Lineage: Eukaryota; Viridiplantae; Streptophyta; Magnoliopsida; Poales; Poaceae
Exons: 2
Coding region: 410-1147 (245 amino acids)
Source: RefSeq, a predicted model, not a curated record